AUGGGCUUUGCCGAUAUCCUGGAGAGGGUCGGGAGUGUUGGAAGGUUCCAAGUCAUCCAUAUUUGUAUGCUGGCCUUCCCGGUACUAUUCAUGGCUAGCCACAAUCUCCUUCAGAACUUUGUGGCCAUAGUGCCCGACCAUCACUGUCGCGUCCACUUUAUGGGUUUGAACGCGUCAAGGUACGCGAACAUCACAAGCCAGCCGCAGGCGGAGGGGCUGCUCCGAGCCUUCAUCCCCCUGGACCGGGAUCGGCAGCCGGAGCGAUGCCUGGUGUAUUCCUCGCCCCAGUGGCACCUCCUGAACCUCAGCGAGAUCCAGGGCAACGCCACGGAGCUCGGCACCCAGUCCUGCCCGGACGGCUGGACGUACGACACGUCCAGGUUCAAAGCCACCAUCGUUUCAGAGUGGGACCUCGUCUGCAACAGUAAGUCUCUGAGACAAAUGGUGCAGUCGGUCUACAUGGGCGGAGUGUUGGCGGGAUCCAUCGUACUGGGAUGGCUUUCAGACAGGUUCGGGAGGAGGACUCUCCUGCUCUGGUCCCACUUCCAGAUGGCAGUGUCGGGGACCUGCGCUGCGUUCUCCUCCUCCUAUCCCUUGUUCUGCUUCUGGAGGUUUCUCUGUGGGAUGGCGCUGUCCGGGAUUAUCCUCAACAUCUUCUGCCUGAGUCUUGAAUGGAUCCCGAUGAGAGUGCGAACCAUGGUUUCAACUUAUUUCAAUUAUUCCUACACGUUUGGUCAGCUGAUCCUGGCUGGCAUAGCUUUUGCAAUCCGAGACUGGCGCUGGCUUCAGUUCACUGUAGCUGUUCCGUUUUACGUCUUCUUUCUGUCCUCAUGGUGGUUCCCGGAGUCAGCCCGAUGGCUCAUCCUGAAUGGCAAGGCCGACGUGGCUCUGAAACAUCUCCAGCGGGUUGCAAAACUGAACCGCAAGGAGGAAGAUGGGGAGAAACUCACCACUGCUAUCCUCAAGUCCAGCAUGGAAAAGGAGAUAUCAAACGUCAAGGGAAAAUACAGUGUGCUGGACCUGUUCAAAACACCCGUCAUGUGCAAGACAGCCUACUGCACUAUGCUUGUUUGGUUUUCAACCAGUUUUGCCUACUACGGGUUAGCGAUAGACCUGCAAGGAUUCGGCGUUGAUAUUUACCUCAUCCAGAUCAUUUUCGGAGCCGUGGACAUCCCAGCAAAGCUCAUUGGGGUUGUGACGUUAAGUUAUAUCGGCCGCCGGUUCACACAAGGUACCUCCCUCAUCCUUGCGGGGAGCAUCAUUAUCACAAACAUCCUCAUUCCAAAAGACAUGCAGACCCUCCGGACGUCAUUCGCUGCUAUUGGGAAGGGAUGUCUCGCAACUGCGUUCAGCUGCUGCUACCUCCACGCUGGUGAACUCUACCCAACUGUGGUCAGGCAGACAGGAAUGGGUCUCGUGACCACCAUGGCCCGCAUAGGAGCGAUGGUGGCCCCGGUUGUGAAAAUAACGGGCGAUUACGUUGCGUUUCUGCCGAUGGCGACGUACGGCGGCAUGGCGAUCAUCUCCGGAAUUGCCGGCUUUCUCCUUCCAGAGACUCUCAAUGUCCCAUUGCCAGACACCAUCGAGGAGGUGGAGAGCAGAGCCAAAAGAGGAACUGAGAAAGAUGCAGAGCUGAAGAAGGACGAAAUUCCACUACAAGAGACGCACAUGUCAAAGAUGGAGCAGACCAUUUAACCAAAGAAGGGAUGGUCUCAAUAACUCAGCAGCUCUCUCAAAUGUAAUGUCCCAGAGGGAAAUCUAAACUAGUCACACUUGAAGAUGAACGUACUGUCAUUUGAGGUAAAAAAAAAGACUGGUCAGACCACAGUGUGUCAUCCACAAGUUUUUGCUGGUAUUUCCUUCGUUCACUUUUUCAUGUUGUGUUGGAUUCUCAACCAGAAAGAUUUCUGCUGCU
This is a messenger RNA of Hemiscyllium ocellatum (epaulette shark), 1915 nucleotides long. RefSeq names its product solute carrier family 22 member 6-A-like. NCBI's taxonomy places the organism in Eukaryota, Metazoa, Chordata, Chondrichthyes, Orectolobiformes, Hemiscylliidae. Gene Ontology annotation, molecular function: transmembrane transporter activity. Gene Ontology annotation, biological process: transmembrane transport. The transcript is spliced from 10 exons. The coding region runs from base 1 to 1695 and encodes 564 amino acids. The record is from RefSeq and is a predicted model, not a curated record. Gene Ontology annotation, cellular component: membrane.